AUGAGGUUCACCAUCUGUCUGGCCCUUGGGUCCGUCGCUCUGGCCCUGGUGGCCAAGCCGAUCCCACCACAAGCCGUCGUCGAUGCCGUCGAGGCCGUCGAUGCCUUGGCUGGCUCUCCACGCUCAAGUGGCAGGACCGAGCUCCAGCCCAUUCCAUCCACCCAAGAACUUGACCACGAAACAAAAGGCGGUCUUGAAAGUCGCGUUAAUAUCGACGACAUGCCCAAUUACAUUGCUGUCCCUACCCAGCCCGAUCCCGAUCCCGUAUCAGCCCAUGGGGUUUGGAUGGCAUUUCGAAUGCAGAAAGUCGACAUUGAUGGCGGUAGUGGCAAAACAUACACGGUAUACGUUUGCACUGGCAUAGACUUCAGUAAUAUGUCGAAAGAGUAUGCGAGCAUCAGCGUGUUCACAGAGGGAAAUGAAAUGAUUCUACGGGAUAUGAAACUUUUCCCUCGUGCCAAACACUUCUUCCCGGCGCCUCAAGGAUCCUUCCUUACCGGCACUAUCCACGUUCAGAUUGGUCAUCCCCCACCGCCUCGCUAUCCACCUUAA
Molecule: messenger RNA, 552 nt
Organism: Ustilaginoidea virens
Lineage: Eukaryota; Fungi; Ascomycota; Sordariomycetes; Hypocreales; Clavicipitaceae
Exons: 2
Coding region: 1-552 (183 amino acids)
Source: RefSeq, a predicted model, not a curated record